AUGACAUUCCUAUUAAAUUUUAAAAUUAAAAGCCAUGACAAAAUAAAUGAAAAAAUUCAAUGUAAUAAAAAUCAACAACAACAGCAACAACAACAACAACAACAACAAUACCCAACCCAUAUAAAUAUUUAUAAUACAAUUAAAAAUGAAAAUAUUAAUAGCAAUAAUAAUAUAAUUGGUAACGAAAAGAGAUAUGUAACAAAUGAAUUAUCAAAUUCCAAACAAAUGAAUUCACCACUUAAAAGAUCAUCUUCAAAAAAUAUAGUUCAACAAAAACAAAAGAAAUUUUUAGAAAAAAAAAAUAGUGAAGAAUUAUUUUUAAUAUUCACAAUUGACGAUUUAUAA
Messenger RNA from Dictyostelium discoideum AX4, 345 nucleotides. RefSeq lists its product as hypothetical. Bases 1 to 345 code for a protein of 114 amino acids. NCBI's taxonomy places the organism in Eukaryota, Evosea, Eumycetozoa, Dictyosteliales, Dictyosteliaceae. The record is from RefSeq and is a predicted model, not a curated record. The transcript has a single exon.